UACCGUAAAUGGCACAAUAUAAGACACCUACACAAUAUAAGAAACCCCCCACAGUAUACGACACCCCGGUGGUAAUUUUGGGCGUCUCUGACAGACCAUCGAAUUAUCAGCGGGGGUACACAAUAUAAGAAACCCCGGUGGUAUUUGUAGUUGCGCCGCAUGCAUUCGCGGGCCCCCUCCUUCUUUUAUCACCCGGGGUGACAGCAUCUGCCCUCGCGCAUCAUCACACCACACACACAGCUGUGUGCGGAGGAACACCCCGCAUGCAGACCCCAAAGAACAUGAACAUGCAGGCAAAGCAGAGUGUAGCCGGCACUACCGGUAGUACCCCCGCUCCUUCGACCGCUGCUUCGGCAACUGCUUCGACUGUAGCAGCACAGGCGCCACAGCAGAUCACCUCCUUCUUUGGGCCCGCGCACUCUUCUUCUACGAGAGAGGCUCCUCCUGCCGGCACUCUUGCUCCUGCUGCUGCUGUUGAUCUAACAGGAGCAGAAGGAGCUGGAGCAGCAACAGGCGCAAACAUGACAGCCUCUGCAUCGCCUCAGCAGCAGCCAGUUGCUGGCUUGAUGUCAGCAGCGCGUUCGAGCACCGAAGCCGACGAAUCAACGCGCAGCAGCCAAGCAUCUCAGUUGGUGGACGUGGUGGACGAGGAGCCCACCACUUCCGCUGGGACGGAAGAAAGAUCCAAGGUGGGUGGCACACCCCCUGCGCCUCCAGGUCCAGCAUCACCGGUGCCAGCUCCAGCAUCGGCGCCAGCUCCAGCACCGGCGCCCGUCCCAGCACUGGCGCCAGCUUCAGCACCGGCGCCAGGUCAAGCAUCGGCGCCAGCUUCAGCACCGGCGCCCGCUUCAGCACCGGCGCCCGCUCCAGCACCGGCAGCAGCAACGCCGGCAGCGGGAGGAGCGCCGGUGGCCAAAGGUGAUGCAUCCGGCGACAUGAUGUUUCCCGGAGAAACAGAGCGGGGAGAUGGGCUCGGCGGCGUUCUCUUCGGUACGCCGGCAGAGAACAAGAACAAGAGGAAGAAAGGACAGCUGGAGUUGGAGCCGCCGGGCUUCCCGAUCCCCGAGUUUGGUGGCGGAAGCCAACGGAAGCGCUACCCUCUGAAAUUUAAGGUGGAUGCGGUGAGGUACUCACAGAGGAGGAUCGACAAGUACGAAGCCGCGCUGGCGAAAAUGGACACGUACAAGGGCGGAGCGAAGCGCAAGAAGACGCCAGCCAACAAGCGCUUGUCGCUGCAUGCCGGACGGAUCCGGACGCACACAGCGGCCGAGGGCGAGAUCGUGGACUGGAUCAACGAGCUGCGUUCUGAAGGCAUCUCCGCCCGUGUUUCGACGAAAAUGCUCAAGAACAAGGCCGUCGAACUCAACCCGAACUUCUUCGGAGAGAGGCCGGCGCCAUCCGAUCUCCAGGGCUGCCAGAAGUACAACAACAGGCAGAACCAGUGGUGCAGGAGGUUUCUCAGGGUCUACCGCUUCUCUGUGCGAGCGGUCACCCGACAAGGCCAGAAACUUCCUUCUGGCUGGCCCGUGAUCGCCAUGCAGGCUAUCAAGGAGUGGAGGACGCUGAAGUACGACGUGCCUUCCGCGCUCGAACUUGCGGACGGAGUCGAGUGCCUGGGGGUUGCGGCAGGGGCGGGAGCCAGCGCGAGCGGCAGCGGGGGUGGGAGUGGCGCUGUGAUUCCUUCGGGUCCGCGUCUCAAGUUCGACUUGGCGCAGAUCGGCAACAUGGACGAAACCCCCACGUGGUUCGAGAGCCCGGGGAAGGACACUGUGAACGUGAGCGACAAGGAGAUUUCCGUCAAAACCGGCGGCAAGGAGAAGAUGCGCAUCACAUCGGUUCUGACGGUGUUCGCCGACGGCACCAAGCUGCAGCCCCUUCUCAUCUUCAAGGGUCAGCCCACUCCGAAGGGGAAGUCCCCCGCCGCCAACAGCAUCGAGCGCGAGUUCAAAGACUACAGGGACAAGAAGGGCUGCGCGUACCCGCGAGGUAUGGCCUACGCCGUGGACCCCAAGGGAUGGCACUCCCAGCGGGUGUUCGACGAGGUGUGGGUGCCGCAGGUGUGGAACCGGCGCCCGGGGCGGCUCGGCCGCCUGGGCGGCUACCGUCAGCCUGACACGCUUCUUGCGUGGGACGACUACACCGUCCACAAGACGGACGCGUCUACCAAGGCGAUGAAGGAGUCCAACACGACGCUGUUCCUCAUCCCGGGAGGCCUGACUCCAAAGCUCCAGCCUUGCGAUGGCCUGGUCAACAAGAUCUUCAAGGCAAACAUGUCCAAGCUCUACGACGACCACAUGGCUUCCAAAGACGUCACGCGCAACGAGCGGGGCUAUCCGGAGCCCCCUUCGCGGGGCUUGGUCGCACAGUGGGUCAAGAAGGCGUGGGAUGCCUUGACCGCGGACGAAAUCCGCUCGAGCUGGAGGAAGGCUGGCCUGCUGCUGCCCUACGACGGGUCGGGAGACGAGGCCUGGGCCAACAAGGAGCUCGAUUCCAACGCCAAGGGGGAGCCCAUCCGCGGGCCAUCGGACGCUGCGGACAAGGCUGACCCGCCGUCAGGAGGCAAGAACGAGAACUUGCUGGAGGUGUUGGACAUCGACGAUGACGACGAGACGGGUGUGGUGGUGGUGGACGUGACCGACGACGAGGGCGGGGAGCUGUGAGGCAUCGGCAGCGAUGCUAGUUUUGAGA
Molecule: messenger RNA, 2688 nt
Organism: Ectocarpus sp. CCAP 1310/34
Lineage: Eukaryota; Phaeophyceae; Ectocarpales; Ectocarpaceae
Source: the annotation of a GenBank genome assembly